UCUUGCCCUACGCACAGAAGAACAAUUGUUGUUGAGAUGCUGACUUGAAGAGCCGGCCUUAAGCGACACAAAAUUAUUAUUUAAAAACAUUGUCGCGGUGACGCAAAGGUUUCAAAUGAACAGUGGACUGGUAGGCUAUAGAGAGAUGCAUGGGUAGUGCGUGUGCGCCUGGUGGUUAUGCUACUAAUGACAGCGUGAUACACUUAUGAGAGCUUGCACUCGCCGCCUCCGGUCAGAGCCGUUGUAGAAGAAGAUGCUGAAUCGGCUGCGCGCUCGUGAGAUAGACUACCCCGGAUAGGCUAUGUCUCCUUUUCAAAUUUCACAAAUGUCUCCCUUGCUUCUGACAAUAGAAGACGAUACAUUGGCACAGCGUUGGGAACGGUUUAUUAUUACAUUUUGCUGCUGGAAAUAAAUAGGCUGCCUGUCUAGAGAGAUGUGCAUCGCCCCAAAGGAGACAUCAAGUUUGACAACACCAUCUAGACUACGAUGAAGCAGGGUGCACGAGGAGUUAGAGCGUUUGGUUUGGCUGGAGACUUUAUGUUACCGCUUUUAUCAAUGGCAUGACUAUUUCACCACGCACAAUGGAGGAUAAAUCCAACAAACUAAUUUUGAUUCCGAUACUGGCCGUGGUCUUCUUGAUGAUAGGCUAUCAGUACAUUUGUCCAGCCGGCAAUAACUCUUGUCGCUUUCUAACUGGGGACAAGUUGAGUGGAAUGUUCCGGCAAUAUCACUCGGGGGACGACAUUUACGCGUACCAAGAUGGGCUGGACGAGGAGGGUUCCUCAAAAAUUCUGUCCAAAUUCAAUUUUACUGACCGAGACCUUGAGCGACACGUGGAUUUCAACAUCAAAGGAGAUGACGUUAUAGUGUUCCUCCACAUCCAGAAGACCGGCGGGACUACUUUCGGACGACACCUUGUCCGAAACAUUCACCUCGAACAGCCCUGUGAUUGUAUGCCCGGACAGAAGAAAUGUACCUGUUACCGCCCGGGCAAAGCGGAGUCCUGGCUUUUCUCCAGGUUCUCUACUGGCUGGAGUUGUGGUCUGCAUGCGGACUGGACCGAGCUCACAAACUGCGUGCCUGCAGUGAUGAACAAGAAAGACAAGAAGGAUGCUCAGAGGAACGGACGAAACUUCUACUACAUCACCAUGCUGAGGGACCCUGUCUCCCGCUACCUGAGUGAGUGGAAGCACGUGCAGCGCGGCGCCACCUGGAAGACAGCCCUGCACAUGUGUGACGGCCGCUCUCCCACCCAGGACGAACUUCCCGCCUGCUACAGUGGCGACGACUGGACCGGGGUCACGCUGACCAACUUCAUGGACUGCCCUUCCAACCUGGCCAACAACCGGCAGGUCCGCAUGCUGGCCGACCUCAGCCUGGUGGGCUGCUACAACGUCUCCACCUUCACCGCCGGCGCCGAACGGGAGCGCGGCCGCGUCCUACUAGCCAGUGCCAAGAACAACCUCCGCAACAUGGCCUUCUACGGCCUGACCGAGUUCCAGCGCAAGACACAGUACCUGUUUGAGCGGACGUUCGGCCUACGCUUCAUCCAGGCUUUCACGCAGAUCAACAGCACGCGCGCGGCCAGCGUGGGGGUGGGGGAGGGGGCUCUGCGGCGGCGCAUCGAGGGGCUCAACGCCCUGGACGUGGAGCUGUACGAGUACGCCAAGGAGCUGUUCCUCCGGAGGUACCAGUACAGCCACCAGACACAGCACCGGGAGCAAAGGCUGAGGAGGAGGCAGGAGAGGCAGGAGGAGAGGCAGGAGAGGCAGGAGGAGAGGCAGCGGCUUCACCAGCACAGAGCCCCUAUCUCCAAAGCCAGGAGGGAGAAGGAGGAGAGGGAGAUAGAGGUGAAGGAAGGGGAGGAGGUGGGAGGUGUAGCCACCACAGAGGACUACAGCAGCCAGGUGGUGAGAUGGUGAGGCCGUAACACCCAUGUAAGGACUUCCUGUCAGUUUCUCUUUCUCUCUCUCUCUGCCUGCUCCCUCUCUCUCUCUCUGCCUUGGGCUGCCCAAUGGUGUCUUAAUCUUUCAGAUAGAUGUAUUUAUUAUUACUAUGUAUUAUGAUGUGGUAAACUUUUGUUUCUCCUCUCAUGCAGAGUAUAUUGUGUGUGUUCAUUUUCUAAUGCUUGUCUGUUCUUCAAAGUAGGUGAACAACUCUAGGGUGUCAAAUGGACAUUCUACAAGAUUUUAUCAGAAUCUCCAUGGGACUGUACGUAAACAAAAUGAGCGCCUCAGGAUUCUUGAAAAGUAAUGUGGUUCGCUUAGGGUUGCAAAGGGAGGGUACAGUACUGUGAAAAGGUUUUAGGCAGGUAAGCUAACAAGGUGAGGUUGCUGAAGACAGUUUACUGUCAAAAGUCAUACACCAUGGCAAGACUGAGCACAGCAACAAGACACAAGGUAAUUAUACUGCAUCAGCAAGGUCUCUCCCAGGCAGAAAUGUCAAGGCAGACAGGGGUUUCCAGAUGUGCUGCCCAAGCUCUUUUGAAGAAGCACAAAGAAACGGACAACGUUGAGGACCGUUGACGCAGUGGUCGGCCAAGGAAACUUACUGCAGCAGAUGAAAGACACAUCAUGCUUACUUCCCUUCGCAAUCGGAAGAUGUCCAGCAGUGCCAUCAGCUCAGAAUUGGCAGAAAACAGAGGGACACUGGUACACACAUCUACUGUCUGGAGAAGUCUGCUCAGAAGUGGCCUUCAUGGAAGACUUGCGGCCAAAAAGCCAUACCUCCGACGUGGAAACAAGGCCAAGCGACUCAACCAUGCAUAAAAACACAGGAACUGGGGAACAGAAAAAUGGCAGCAGGUGCUCUGGACUGAUGUGAAAUAUUUGGCUGUAGCAGAAGGCUGUUUGUUCACUGAAGGGCUGAGAGCGGUUCAUGAAUGAGUGUCUGCAGGCAACAGUGAAGCAUGGUGGAGGUUCCUUGCAAGUUUGGGGCUGCAUGUCUGCAAAUGGAGUUGGGGAUUUGGUCAGAAUGAAUGGUCUCCUCAAUGCUGAGAAGUACAUGCAGAUACUUAUCCAUUAUGCAUUACCAUCAGGGAGGCAUCUGAUUGGCUCCAAAUGUAUUCUGCAGCAUGACAACGACCCCAAACAUACUGCAAAAGUCAUUAAGAACUAUCUUCAGCGUAAAGAAGAACAAGGAGUCCUGGAAGUGAUGGUAUGGCCUCCACAGAGCCAUGAUCUCAACAUCAUCGAGUCUGUCUGGGAUUACAUGAAGAGAGAAUCACCUGAGGCUGCCUAAGUCCACAGAAGAACUGUAGUUAAUUCUCCAAGAUGUUUGGGCCAACCUACCUGCUGAGCUCCUUCAAACUGUGUACAAGUGUACCUAGAAGAAUUGAUGCUGUUUUGAAGGCAAAGGGUGGUCACACCAAAUAUUGAUUUGAUGUAGAUUUUUCUUCUGUUCACUCACUUUGCAUUUUGUUAAUUGAUAAAUAUAAUCUAUUAACAUGUCUAUUUUUGAAAGCGUUCUUACUUUACAGCAUUUUUUCACACCUGCCUAAAACUUUUGCACAGUACUGUAUAAUACUGGAAACUUUCAAAGUUUACCAGUAAACUACCACGAUUUUGGUAGCUUUCUUUUUGUAUUUUAUCACAUGACAUCUACAGGUCAUUUUGGGUACUUCAGUUUAUCACAGGUGUCUAUAAUUAUAUAUGGCCCUUUAUGUGGCCUUAUCACAUGUAAAAUGUAUAAAAUAAUCACAUAAGAUUUUAAAAUAAGAAAUUGAAUGAAAAACCUGUAAAAUAUUAUCCAAAUAUAAACCAUCAACUUAGUGAAUACCAUUGGUGUUUAAUAUGAGGGUUUCAGCAUAAAACACCGUUAUAUUUUUUUACACACUUUUAUGUCUUUGUUGUAACUGUUUUGGCGCCAAACUUGUGGCAGUUGUGCAAAAAGUCAAUAGUUGUAAGAGUUGCAGAGUUAAAUGAAAAUAAUGCCAUUCUUGAUUAGAUGCUUUUUUUUCAUUAAUUAGGCUAUUUUCUCUUGAACGAUAUGGUCUAUACACUAGAAACUCAUGGACAAUAUGGACACAGAUAUAAAAAAAUGUAUACAUAUAUGAAUAUAUAUUUUUUAAGUUAUUCGAGUAAAUGACCAAAGUUACCAAAGAUUACAUUUUAAUUACCAAAAUUACUGAAAAUUCCGGUAACUUUGGUGAAUUAGCGGUAGCUUUGCAACCUAGGACUUGCUCAUGAUAUCUAAAGUAAGAUACGAUAGUAAAUAACACAAUAAAGGAUUCAUUAACCACCCUCCCAUACUUUGGUCAUUUAGGACAGGACUUGUAUUAGUUUACCUUGUAAGUUUGCUUUCCAACUAUGAGUUAGUAUGUACAGUAUGAUGGUAUUCAAGACGUUCACCUGUAGGAAAGCUGUUCAUUAAAUGGACACAGCAUACCACUGA
Messenger RNA from Salmo salar (Atlantic salmon), 4392 nucleotides. Its product is annotated as heparan-sulfate 6-O-sulfotransferase 3-B. The record is from RefSeq and is a predicted model, not a curated record. Gene Ontology annotation, cellular component: membrane. Lineage: Eukaryota; Metazoa; Chordata; Actinopteri; Salmoniformes; Salmonidae. Gene Ontology annotation, molecular function: heparan sulfate 6-sulfotransferase activity.